AUGUGGGGAAAGCAACUUUCUAAAAGUACAGAAGCAGCCUUACCUUCAGUAUUAUACGACGAUUUCAGUCUAAGAAUGGUUAGAAUAUCGUACCCUUCUCCUAGGGUUUCUCAGCUUGAUGCACAUAUUUUGGAUUCUGAACUUCUGUCUCUAUUAAAGCAACAACUUGUGUCGAUUUUUCAAUUGCACACUACAUCGUGGUGGACUUAUAACCAACAUCCAGAAUUUUGGACUCUAUUAUUAAAUUUGCUUGUAUUUCGAUUGACCGUUUGGAAGAAUGGAUCUUCAUAUGGGCUAUCCUUACAGAACUUGAAACUUGCAAAUUUCAAAAAUGGUAAAUUAAUAGGAUAUAACAAGAGGCUGUUGCUAUGCGCAAUUCUCGUUGGAGAAUACAUAUUUCAAAAAUUUGAGUCAUAUUUAUACUCCAAAGAUGAAGCAGAAAUAUCGGCAACUAGACUGAAAGGUAUACUACAACGUGCAUUGAACUUCUUAGUCAAGAAUAGGGACAAGUUGCUAACAAAAAUCAAUGAAACGUUGAAGAUUGUGAAUCUCUUAAAUUUCAUUUUAUUCUUGGUAAAUGGGAAGUUCCCUACUGUAGUACAUAGAUUACUAGGUAUUUCUUUAACUCCCGUGGUAACAGAUUUACUUAAAUUCAAUGGAGAUAACGUGAAUUUCGAGUUUCAGAACCGUCAAUUGGUUUGGAAUGUCAUGACGGAAUUCCUAGUCUUUAUCUUACCCCUUUUAAAGUUGAAGAGUAUGAGAAGAAGGUUUAAUAGGUUGGUAAGCGGAGGAAAGAAGGAGCUUAAUUAUGGUAACGAAAGCAAAAUAACUCCAUACACAAAUUUGCCAAUAUCCCAAUGUGCGAUAUGUAUAGAGAACAGUGUGAAAGAAAGAUCGAGACCUUCUACAGCAACGGAUGGACUUUUCCCCAUUACCAACCCUUAUAUAACCAACUGUGGACACAUAUAUUGCUAUGUCUGCAUAAGUACUAGGUUCAAUGCUAUGGAAAUCUCGGACGGAGAAAACGACAUUUGUCUCCGUUGCAGUAAGAAGCUAGAAUCGUUUAGAGAGUUUGAUGAUAUCGAUAAGACUGCAAUUAUUGUGGACUAUGUUGAAGAAGAACCAGCAAAGGCAAACUUUUCUGAGAAGGACAGUUUGCAAAAGGUACCAGAAAGCGAAUACGAAGAUAGUGAUGACCAAGGUGAUGAUGACAAUGAUGAAGAAAAGAUUGUGUCUGAAAUAGAAUAUGACAGCGAAGAAAAUGAUAUUCAUGAUGAUGAAGAGAACUCAUUUAGUGAAGGUGAAGAAUUUGAUGAAGAUGAAGCUUUUGAACUUUGA
This is a messenger RNA of Dujonia railenensis, 1338 nucleotides long. NCBI's taxonomy places the organism in Eukaryota, Fungi, Ascomycota, Pichiomycetes, Serinales, Debaryomycetaceae. The record is from the annotation of a GenBank genome assembly.